Molecule: messenger RNA, 940 nt
Organism: Penaeus monodon (black tiger shrimp)
Lineage: Eukaryota; Metazoa; Arthropoda; Malacostraca; Decapoda; Penaeidae
Exons: 5
Coding region: 104-940 (278 amino acids)
Source: RefSeq, a predicted model, not a curated record
ACAACUGCCUCUCUUACAAUGGAUGCCACCUCAGUGUCACCUUUUAUUGACCUUAUCCCUUUCCUCCUCCGUCUUCCUCCGGCUCUAGUCUGUGCCGGAGGACAUGGAGGGCGUGGUUCCCGAAGAGCUCCGGCAGCGAAUAGAGCGUAUCCUCGCCUUUCCUGUGGAGGGCGGGGCGGGGGGGCAGGGCGAACACCUCCCCGAGACUCCGCCCACUCCCAACACCCGCAUUGAAGCCACCAGAGCGCCGGCAGGAGGACUCCUUCAGGACUAUUUGGACCAACUGGAUCCUGACGAAGAAGAGGAACUCAUGUUUCAGGGGUCUGAAAGCGAAGAAAACGAAGCCGACGACGAUCUCUUGUACGACCCUGAGAAGGAGACCUACACGACCCCUUACUUGCUCUUCUUGCAGCACGCCAAGUCGAGAAGGAGGGACUUCGCGACGCAGUCUGCGGACCUCACGGACGACUUGGCUCAGAACGGCGAGGCCAGCUCCUCCAGGGACGACGAGGAGGGGGGUCGCGACGGAGCAAGAGGUCGUACCGGACACCGAACGAUGUCCAGCGUCGUCGAGACCACCAGGACGACCACUUCCGCUGACCCGACGACUCUCAAGGAUGACCAGGAACUCACUGACACUGGAGGCGGAGGCGACUCCUUGGCUGUGCCUGCUGGUGCCACGACAGCGCCCUUCGUCCCGUCCGUGAAGGCGCUGCGGAAGGAGAAGGAGGAGGACCCGGCGUCGGGGGGCAGAGCAGACGACACAGCAGAAGAAACCGUCAGGAAGAACGAGGACAAACUGAGGAAGUCCGUCGCCCUCGCGCUCUUCAGGGACUUCGCCAAGACGGUGUUCGCCAAGAGUCAGCCGGGGUUCAAGCUGUUCGACGGCUUCGAGGAACUGCCGGAAGGAUCCAAGGAUUCGGACGAGGCGAGAAAUUAG